UACAGAGCUCCAUCUUUCUAUCCCAAGCUCAGAAAGAACCAGCAAAGGCAGUUGAUGGGGAAGCUUUUUAUUUUUAUUUUUAAAGGGACAGAACCGAUUUUUAACAAGCUUAAACGAACUGUUUCAACAUAAUUAGUCGUUCGGGAAGUUAUUGGACACGGGAAAGAUGAGGGUAAAGACUGUUAGGACAUGAAAAUAAGAGGAGGAAUCCUAAAGCCUCUCCUUUCGCUGUCUCUUGCUCUCAGCAACACUACCCUUUGCUAACGUUAGCUACCCUUUCCCUGUGUUUCUGCCUUGGCCCUGGUUGGAGACAUUUCAGUGGACAGGGCUCUCGGUUCAAAUAAAGCUAGCGAGAAGACAAACUUAGUUGUUUUUCGGAUCAUGUUUUAUCAUCCCAUACAACUAAGAAAUCAUUAAGGGAGCAUGAGGACACCCCAUAAUAAGCCAUCAUAGGGCACUGCAUAGUGUUGACCCCAGCCCCCCCUACACCCUCAAUGGGUUCCCUAGGAGAGUCCACCUCAACUAGCUCGGGUUAAAACAAAAUGUCGAAGCACCCUCUCGUCUGACCAGCAGCCCGUUGUGCUGAAGGGUCCCUUUAAGGACAGUCAUCCCACCCCCCUCCCCCCAAUCCACCCCAUCUCCACAUCCCCCAGUCCUAAGCCCUGCCCCCUACUCCGCCCUCCGCCCCCGACCAACCUUUCGGCCUAAACUAUGUUCUUGUAUGAACUGCCUCCCUGUAUCUGUGUGGUUCCCUGUUCUAUGAAGCGCUCUCUUUGUGUGACAUUCUGAGGAACUGCUUCAGCCUCCAUGGCUGUGGAUGCCCGAGUCAGUUGUGGGAACUUCUGCCGGCACUCAGCGAAGUCAUGAAACAACGGCAGCAGGGCGGUCAGCUUCGCCCGUGAGUCUGGCCUCAAACACCCCCCCAACUCCCUCCCCAAACCCCCCCUCACCUCACCCCCGUGUGUUGUCUCUACGUUGACGACACUUGCGUAUUUUUGUGUCAAGGGGCAGAGAAAGCAUAGUUGUGUCUAGUGCGCAAGCCUCCCCGGGUUGCCCCUGCUACCACACGCCACCUCUGCCACUGCCGCCACCUCUUCCCGAAGAAGACAAAGAUGAUAAUAAGUCGUCCGAGGACACUGAAGGACGUGUGAUCUCUCCCGAGGAGUCAUUUGCUAAAUCCCCAGAACAAUGAAUGGAGGGAAAGAGUGCGACGGAGGGGAGAUGGAGGGGCAGCCAAGCCUGGCUCAGGUGCCCAUUGGCUGGAAGCGCAAGGUGGAUCCCACCGGGGUCCUUUAUAUAAGUCCCAGUGGCUCUGUGCUGUCUAGCCUGGAGCAGGUGAAGUCCUACCUGCUGACGGAUGGGACCUGUAAAUGUGGUUUGGAGUGUCCCCUUAUCCUCCCUAAGGUCUUCAACUUUGACCCUGGGGCUGCGGUGAAGCAGAGGACAGCGGAGGAUGUGAAGGCCGAUGAGGAUGUCACUAAGCUCUGCAUACAUAAGAGGAAGCUCAUCGCCGUGGCUACUCUGCAUAAAAGCAUGGAGAUGCCUCAUCCCCCGUUAGGCCUGACUAGUCCAGGAGGGGCUACAGGACCUGCAGCAGGGGGCGCUACACGUUCUGCAACCCCAAGAGCAAUAAGGAAUAAGUCCCACGAGGGCCUGUCCGGGCCAGGCCAGGCGCCCGACUGCAAAAACCCUUUCAAGAUGAUGAUGGCGGCAGGUGCUCGGCCGUACCCGCACCCACACCCCCAAGACAUGAGUGCAGUCCACCACCACCAACUGCAACUACAACUCCAACACCAGCAGCAGCAGCAGCAGGAGCUGUAUGCUGGUUACCAGAGGCAGAGGCUGGCGAGCGGCGAACCGGGGCCCAAGUCGCCCUACCGGGCUGGGGGCCACCACCAUGCCGGCAUGCUCAGCCCGACCUCCAGCGGCUCGCAGGUGUAUGGAGACAGCCCACUGUCCCCAAGGACUGAUCCCCUGGGCAGCCCGGACGCCUUUGCCCGGGCGGGGGCCAACCCUUGUGCUUUCCAGGGGGGCAGCAGCCCCAUCCCCAUCCACGGGGGGAACAGCCGGACGCCCCUGUCGCCGCCGGGAGUCAUGCUCCACGGCUCGCCCGCUUCGCAGGCGUCCUGCGUCAUGGCGGGAAGGACUAACACACCCCUCUCACCCCCUAAUGUCAACAAGAGCCCCAUCAUGAAGAAACCCAUGUGCAACUUCCCCCCUGGCAUGGACAUGCCUCGAGCAGUAUUUCACCAUGGGAAGGGCCAGCCCGCGCCCCACCCUCCCCCCACACCCCCUGCCAUGCCCUCGGCCUGCAUCCUCCAGAAGAAGCCGCUGAGCUCCGAGAAGGACCCCCUGGGGAUCUUGGACCCCAUCCCAAGCAAGCCGGUCAAUCCCAACCCCAUGGCCAACCCCAACUCCGGCUUCCCUCCUGGCGUCCACUCUCAGGUACCAAUGAUGAAUGUAAACAUCCCUCCUGCCAUCGUCCCAUUGCCGAGCAACCUCCCAUUGCCCACGGUGAAGCCCGGGCCGGUCGGCCACGGCGGCCACCUGCAGAGGACUCAGCCAACGUCGGCGGCGGCCACCUCCAUCUCCCCGUCCCCCGUCACCUCCCCGGUGCACAUGGCCGCUCCUCCGCCGCACGGCCGCCUGGAAUCGUCGCCACAGCGCUCUCGCUCAUCCUCCACCUCGUCCGACCACGGGAGCUUCGCCAUGCCCUCGGGGCCCCAGGUGCCCUGUGGCAGCAUAAAGGUCCCUCCUCGCUCACCCAGGUCCUCUCUGGGCUCCCCCCGGCCAGCCAUGCCUUCCAGCCCUUCCUCGGCCAAGCCGGACGCUCUGCACCAAUACAAAGACAUGCCCAACCAGCUGCUGGCAGGCAUGGGCAAUUCCCUUGGCGCCCAGCACAACCCCAUGUUCCCCCCUCCCACCUCAGUGGCCAGUGCUAGUUGUGGUACAAGUGGUGGCAGUGGCGGAAGUGGUGCAGCUGGUGGUAGUGGUGGGGGUAACACCCAGAAGAACCACCCAGGCCUUCUGGGAAUGCCCCUCAACCAGAUCCUCAACCAGCAUAACGCAGCCUCCUUCCCAGCCAGUAGCCUUCUGUCAGCGGCAGCCAAAGCACAGCUAGCGAAUCAAAACAAAAUGGGUGGCGGCAGUGGAGGUGGGGCGGGCAUGGGCAGCAAUGGCGGUGGUGCAGGCGGAGGUACGGGUGGCGGCGGUGGGCAUCCUUGCGGCAAGGGAGUGGAUGGGCACAGCACUUUAAACCCAAUGCUCCCCCCUCCCAACUCGGCCAUGCUGCUCAACUCCGUGGGCGGUGAGAGCGGGCAGAGUGGCCGCGCCGCCCUGAGAGACAAGCUGAUGGCGCAGCAAAGGGACCCACUCCGCAAGCGCAAGCAGCCCGGCGGUGGUGGUGGUGGUAGCGGUGGCGGCAGCAGCAGCGCCGGGUCCAGUCACCACGACAGCAUGGUCUUCAGCAUGCUCAAGCCCGAGAUGGCCGGCCACCCACGCAUGCCCAGUGGCCCCCCUCCCCCGCCUGAGCAGAUGAGGAAAGCGCCGUCGCGGCUCACUGGCUUGCCCCCUAACACCUCCAUGGCCCAGCUGCUCCAGUCCAUGAGCUCCCAGAACUCGCACAUGGUCCAGAACGUCAGGAUGGGCCCCGGGCCUGGCUUAGGACCUGGACCUGGACCCGGACCGGCUCAGAUGCACUUUGGCGACGGGGUGAUGUCGGGCGGGCCAGGCCACCAGAACCUGCAGGCACAGCAGAGGCUCCAUGGCCCGGGUGACGGCAUGCGCUGCCCCAGCAUGAGUGUCCCGGGCCAGGGCCCCCAGAUGCCCUACGGUGGCGGGAUGAUGAACCAGAUCCAAGCCUCGGCUAUGGGGGGCGGCGGCGGCCCCAUGGGGCAAGGCGGCCAGCACCCCAUGAAUAACCCUUCAAUGAACCACCUGAGCGCUCACCCACAGCAACUGUCUUACCUACAGCAUCAACAGCAGCAGCAGCAGCAACAGGGACAUCCCCUCAGCCAUGGACGUGCAAAUGUCUCAGGGAUGAUGCUAAGCAGCAACGAUGGAAGCUGUGGCCAGGCCAUCUCUGAGCCAGGUGACGGGUCAUCUAUGAACUGCAUGCCCAACCCCCAGAUGAGUGGCCUGCAGGCUCACGUCAACACCUCCAGCCACAUGUACCCUCCACAGGCCACGCUCCAGCAGCAGCAUGCCCAGCAGCAGUCUCUCCACCCUGGGCUGCAGAGCAUGCACGGGGGCCCCCCCGCCUUCCAGGGCCAGCACGUGUACCAGGAGAACCUCUACAUGGACGGCUCCUCAUCCAACUCCAUGGCUUGCCUUUACCAGAACUAUCAGCAGCCCCACCCCCAGAUGAGCUCUCAGCCCCUCAGCUCUCUCCCUGAGGAGGACCCUGGGAUGCAGCACUCUCUGCAGCAGCAGUACCAGGCUGCCCAUCACCACCACCAACAGCAGCAGCAACAUCUACAACACCAACAACAACAGCAGCACCACCAACAACAACAACAACAACAACAGCACCACCAACAGCAACACCACCAUCAGCAGGCGCUGAGAGACAUGAAGGCUCAGAACCACGAGUCCAUGAGUUCCACUGGGACAAGCGGUGGUGGUGGUAAUGGCGGUCCGGAGUCGGUAGACGCCAUCUACCGAGCGGUGGUGGACGCGGCCAGCAAGGGCGUGCACGUAACCAUCACCACGGCGACGGCGGGCGGCGGCACGCAGGCCAGCCCCGUGACUGUGCUGAGCGCCAUGAGUGCAUUCACCGCCUCUAUCGGCGAGCCACACGGGCCCGCGGGCCUCCAGCAGCACCACCCCGGCAACGUCAACGCUGCCGCCGCAGCCGCCAUGCACGGCCAGCAGGGGGAGCCCUCCGUCACUGCCAACCCCACCGCACGAGGCCCCGGCGCUCGGCAACCCCGGCCCGGCCGUCCGCGCAAGAACUCGGAGCAGGGUCGGAGUCCCCCUGAGGCGGCCGACGUGGUGCCCCACGAGUACUUCCGUUCUCCGUCGGGCGGUAGCGGGGGCGGCGGAACUCCCAGAGGCCAGUGGGAUGGGCUGGACACGGUCGGACAGACGCAGUGGCAGGGAGGAGGAGGAGGAGGAGGAGGGGCGGGGGAGGAGUUCUUAGAGUGCUCCACUCACGUACGCAGCAGCCCUGCCCAGCCGCCCUCAACCAUUGCUGAUGGCGGGCCUCACGACGUGGGUCUCCAAUCGGACCGGUCGUCCGCCUCUUACUUGGAAGAGAGCUUCCGCUUCAGCGGAGGAGGAGGUGGUCAACGCACGCCAAUCAACUUCAAGGAGCGCCUGGAGCAGACGGUGGAGCGCUGCGCUCACAUGAACGGCGGCGGUCCCCCGGUCCCGACCGGUCGCGUCGUCUACAGCGACCCGCUCGGCCCCCCGCGCCACGAGCUGACGGGGGACGACCAGUCGCCCAGCUCCUCCACCAGCCUCGAGGGUCCCCUGGCCAAGGACUACGGGCACUACAACGGGCACUACAACGGGCACUGCGCGCCCAGCCCGUCGGACACACGCAGCCUGAGCAGCGAGGAGGAGCUGCGCCACCCGGACUCUCCGGCUCCGGAACUGCUGCACUACCGCCAGCGGGCCUUCAGCAUGGGCGAGCUGGUCUGGAGCCAGAUCAAGGGCUUCCCGCCGUGGCCCGCUAAGCUGGCGGGGGCUGAAGAGCAGCUGCACAAGCCCACCAUGCAGAUGUCCGAGCCGGGCAAGGUGGAACCUGAGAAACUAAAAACACUAACGCAAGACCUGGAAGCUUUGGAGAGGGUUGCCAAGAUGAAUAGAAAAUCUGGGAAGCUGAAUAAUCAUUUGGAAGCUGCUAUCCAGGAGGCCAUGAGUGAGCUGGACAAGAUAAGCACUGUUCAUCAGAUCCCGACGCGAGACCGCCAGGUCCGACUGCCCAAACCGAAGCGGAGGAAGAUCUCCAGAUAACAUUGAGUCCUGUGGGGUAGCAGUCAAUGCGGUAUCCAGCCUCAAAGGGGGUUGUGUUUAACACACACAAACACACAUACACACACACACACACACACACACUCAGUCACACACACUCUCAUUCACACACACACACAUCCCCUCUCCAUCCUCCCCUUCCCCCUUUAGGUGCUACGACCCACAGUGGUGCAGUGGUCUCCCGAAUCCUUCUCUCUCUGACUGACUGACAGUGAAGGUGCUGGAUAAGCCAAUCAGAAAACUGCAAAGAAAAAGGUUUUUGGGAGGAGAGGGGGGGGGGGGGGGGACACACUCAAAAUGGUUGCAAUUUGUCUACAGCUCGCUGAAGAACUAUUUUUUGUAGAACACAAGAUGAUGACAAAAACUUGAAAAAAAAAAUACAAAAAAUGAAAAAAUAUUGCAUUUAAGAAAAAUAGACAGUCCAAAUAUUUCUGAUACAUUUUCAAUAUGUAUAUAGAAAACAGAAAAUUUCAUGGUGAAAUUCAGAGAAGAAAAAAGCAAAACUGUAAAUACUGUACAAUAAUGCCAUGUACAAGCAGACUUAAUGCACACUCUAUCUUUUAUUGUACAAAAGAAAAACAAGAAAACUCUCAAACCAAGCAGAGGUGUACCAAUGUCUUUGGUUUUUAUUCAGCACGUGGGCAAUAUGGCCACGUUUGCAAGAGAACGGACUGAAGAAGAAAACAGAAGACAGCCUACAGCUUUUAUAUGAUCAUGACAUAGAAAAAUGCGCUGUUUGUUGUUUUGUUUGUUUAUUUGUUUGUUCAUUGCAGUUUGUUUUUUGUUAUUUUUGUCCCUAAUCAAGCAAGAGUGGGAGGAGUUAGCCUGCUUACCCCUACUCCCCAGUGUAUGGCCGACCCCUCUCACUCACACACACUAAUGCGUGUUCAUAUGUGUCCGAGUCCAAACAGAAUGAACUUUACCAGCUGUGCCAGGUCCUCAGAGAGGGCCUGAUCCGACAGCACUCACACUUCUGUGCUGCUGCAAGGUCCCUGCACCACAAUAAACCCAUAUAAGAGGAACUUUAGAAAAUACACUCAAAAUUGUUGAAAUCAUCACCAAAAGUGGCCCCACACACAGACACAACUUUAAAAGCCUGACUGUAUGCCUAUUAAUUAGCUGAAAUUAAGUUGUGCUAUUUAUCACUACAAAUACCAAUUGCCAUUGAUUGAUUGAUUUAAUAAUGGCCUAUUACUUUGGUAUCAGCUUGACUUUCCUUCGCGUGUAAAACACUCAGUCAGAUUCCCUGUAGGACCUUGUUGCACCGCUCAGAAAGUGCUGUAUGAUGUCACCAGCUGGUUCUAUAUCAGCAAGGUGGAGGAUAUUUUGUCUGCAUUUAGGGGCCUUAUAAUUUUUGUCUUUUUGUUGUAAAUUAUUUAUGUACAGUAUUCUGAUAUUUAUUUGAAUCACACAUUUAGAGUUGGCAAUAAUACAACCCGAGAGUUUGAAUACUCCGAGAAAGCCUUAUACAUGUAUGUACAAAGCAUAUAUAUAGAUAUAUAGAUAUAUAUAUCUCUUGCACAGAGAGGAACAAACUUUGUAUUCAGUAUUAUUCACUUUUAGCUGUUAACAGAAUAUCUCUAUAUAUUAUUUUCCGUUUUAUUUAAAGUGUUUAAUGGGUGCAGUUGUCAUAUUGCGUUGCGCAGUUUUCAGCACUGUUACUUCGUGUCAUGGUAGUCUUGUGGCAACUCAAGUGCAAAAACAAAUUUGUUGCUUCCCGUUGACAAAACUGUCUCCAGUAACCGGUCUCGCGUUUGUCUCAGGAAGACCAGUCAUCGGGGCUACAUUUCACAGACCAACCCUAUCCUCACAGAGCUGUAUUCUUUAGGUUGUGGGUGCGUGUCUUCACCUGUGUGGCUGUGUUACGUGUGAGAGUACAGUACUUCUACUUUUCUUUUUUUUUGAAAGAAAUAUAUAAUAUACAUAUGUCAACCAGUCAGUAUCCUAUUAGUAAAUAUACCGAUCAGUUCCCUGGCAGAAACUGAGAAUGGUAUGUUAGUGGGAUGUUUGUACUGUACGUUGCUUUGAGACGUAAGCCCAGCUCACUCUUUGGCUGAAACGGUCCCUGGGCACUGACCGCAGCCAAGAGUUUUAUUAGAAACACUACGCUUUUCAUUUCAAACCAUACAUCCAUGUAGUGUGUACUAGACUAUACGGAUGCAGAUGCGUUAGUCACAAGGUGAGGAUCUUAAAUUCAGAGAUUUGGAAUCUUAAUUUUUUUUAUUUCUAACUACAAAAAAACAUCAACUUUGUGUGAUUAAUGUUUAUGAAAAAAACUUUUUUUCAACAAAUGCUGCUAUCAAACCAGCUUUGCAUUCAUCUUGUGACUGAUGCAUCUGCCAAUCUCAGUUAUUGAAGCUCUGGACCUUUUAAGACUUUUAAGAUGAAGUACUUGUCCAAGGAUGUGUGCACUUGUGUGUCAGAGGUGGAUAAUGAGGGAAAAGUCAGUAUAUAGCAACACUAGCAUUAAAUAGUCACUGACGUGUUGACUUGUUAAAACUAAGCAGACACUACGAGAUGGGUCAUAACUGUCAAAAUGAAAAUAACCAUAGCAUAGUAGAGAAACUUUACAACUUAAUGUGUCUUGAAAUGGAGUGUUUUAUUUCUUUCUUAUUUUUGUUUUUCCUAAGCAUGUCCUCAUGGUGCCACAUAAAACUAGUCACUACUAAAAUGUCAAGUGCAAUAUAACGUAAUGUAACGUAUCUCAGUCAUGUUGGUAUACUAUCAGAAUAUUUGUAGCCUCUUUUAGUUACAAUAUUGCUGUGUUCUGUUUUUCUUCUGUUUUGUUACACACCAAUGUAUUCAAAUUUAAGCAGACUACAAUAUCCUCCAACCAUGCUUGAUAUGUACAGAGUUUAAGGAGAACUUGACCCAAGCUUAUAUUAACAGUCCUUCGGCACUGUAUACUACUUACGUUAGAAUAUGCUGGUCCAGGAUGUAUUGGGUUCUGUUUAUGGUGUUGUCCUGACAGUCUUACUAGCAAAAGGCUCUUAAUAGGCUCAGCGGCCAAUCAAAAACACCUUUCCAUUCUAUGUUCCUGGAGCAAUGUUGGUGCAGGAGAGACCCCUAGUGGUGAUUGGCGUAAAUAGCCGGGGCCACAAAUACCAAGGAACCACAGGAAUGCCAGUUUCUUUGAGCACACACAACAAGUAUGCAGUGCCGAGGACGCCUAAUGCUGAGUGAGGUCUGCCCAGCAAAGGUGUACCUUAUGAAAGUCAUCAAUUCUGGUGGUAAAGUUCAUUCUGUGGUAUGUGCAAUGACAUGGAGACUAACAGUCCCAUGUACAACUCCCCCCACCCCCCCCCCCCCCCCUUGUGUGGAAGUUCUGGUCUGUUUCAUACAGUACAUGUUCGUUUUUGGUGUUGAUGUUUUUGUUGAUAUGUCUUUUCAAAUUCUAUUUUUUGUUAGAAGUCAAAAAACAUUCAGAAUGGUUAACUUUUGUCCAUAUGUGUUCCCUAAUGAGUGUAUGUGUGUGUUUGUAUGCUGGGAGGUUUCUUUCAUUUUUAAAUGAUUGUAAGCUUGUGUGUGAGUGAGUGAGUAUUUUUCUGUUUUCUCUUUUUUGCUUGCUCCGUUUGUCCAAUUGGUAUGACCAACCGCUUCUCUUUUCUUUUUCAGUGUUGCUGCUUUCCAACAUGUAACUAAGUAUAUAUUUUUCUCACCAAUAUAUACUUUACAGCCGUAGACUUCGUAAAGUAUGUUGUGCACUUGAUUUCAUUUGUUGCCGAUAGCAUUGAUGUGGGUGUUUAGAAAUAGUUUGUUGAAGUCCAUAAUUUCUAAUUGUUUCAGUUUUGCUUUUCUGUUUUUGUUUGUUUGUUUUGUUUUUUUAGAUUUGUAUGAUUUCUUGUAAGCAGCGAGUUUGUUUUUUGUAAAUAUUGUGAACCUUACAGGACAUGCAGUGAUGUAACAUUGAAAUAAUGUUGCACCGAUGUUUCAAUUAAAAACUGGUCACUCAUACUUGAAAAUAGUUGUGGAGGCCUUUUGGGUACAUUUCCGUUAUAUUGUUUGUGUUAAAGAUAUCAUCAUAUAACUGAUAUCCCCUUUCAACUUCCAAAAGUAACAUACUGUUGCCAACUUCAUGAUAUCUUUUUUGUUUUUGGGGAUGAUGAGGAUGCACCUCGCUGCAAUAAAAUAUUUAUAAAUGCA
Molecule: messenger RNA, 10119 nt
Organism: Alosa sapidissima (American shad)
Lineage: Eukaryota; Metazoa; Chordata; Actinopteri; Clupeiformes; Clupeidae
Product: methyl-CpG-binding domain protein 5-like
Exons: 10
Coding region: 1189-5958 (1589 amino acids)
Cellular component (GO): chromocenter; nucleus
Molecular function (GO): chromatin binding; DNA binding
Source: RefSeq, a predicted model, not a curated record